This is a messenger RNA of Phaedon cochleariae (mustard beetle), 2166 nucleotides long. The record is from the annotation of a GenBank genome assembly. NCBI's taxonomy places the organism in Eukaryota, Metazoa, Arthropoda, Insecta, Coleoptera, Chrysomelidae.
AUUAGUGUAAGUAAUUAAAUGAUUGAAAAUAACCUAGUUAGAUGACUGUCCUCUAAACAGUCAGUUGUAUAUGGUUGUAUUCAAAUAAGUUGCUAAAUAUGCCUAUUUUCAAAGAUGAAUCCCCUCCAAUACCAACAGUUGGGGAAGUAGCAGAUAGUUUCUUAUUGAAAAGAAGAAGUCAAACCAAAGAACAAAUUUUAUCAUCAACAUAUCAUCGUUAUGAUAGUUAUGAUAAUGUGGCCCUGGAUAAUAUUGAUGAAAACUCUGUACCCAAAUUCAUACCAAAAAACAAUUUGACUAGGCUUACUAACAUGUCUAGGGACAACAUGAUAUGUUCCAAGUGUGGAGAAGGUUUUGAACCCCAAGAAAAAAUCGUCAACUCUACUGGACAGUUAUGGCAUCAACAAUGUUUUGUGUGUGCCCAGUGUUUCAGAGAAUUCAGAGAUGGAGUCUUCUAUGAAUUUGAUGGCAGAAAAUACUGUGAACAUGACUUCCAAGUCCUCUUUGCUCCUUGCUGCAAUAAAUGUGGGGAAUUCAUCAUUGGAAGGGUUAUCAAGGCGAUGAAUGCCAGUUGGCACCCGAAUUGCUUCAGAUGCGAGAUGUGUUCCGAGGAGCUGGCCGAUACGGGAUUUAUCAAGAAUGGCGGUCGAGCUCUGUGCCAUGAAUGUAAUGCCAAGGUCAAGGCACGUGGUUUGGGGAAAUACAUCUGUCAUAAGUGCCACGCCAUGAUCGACGACCAGCCCCUGAAAUUCCGCGGCGAGGUGUACCACCCGUACCACUUCAACUGCACCACGUGCGGCGUCGAAUUGGACAGCAACGCCAGAGAGGUGCGCAACCGGUCGGGCUUCGCCAAGAACGACAUGAACGAGCUGUAUUGCUUGCGGUGCCACGACAAGAUGGGCGUGCCCAUAUGCGGCGCGUGCAGGCGGCCGAUCGAGGAGAGGGUGGUGACGGCGCUCGGGAAACAUUGGCACGUCGAGCAUUUUGCAUGUGCCAAAUGUGAGAAACCUUUCUUUGGCCAUCGCCACUACGAGAAAAAGGGCUUGGCUUACUGUGAAACCCAUUACCACCAAUUAUUUGGUAAUCUCUGUUUUGUAUGCAAUCAGGUUAUCAAUGGAGAUGUUUUUACUGCUCUGAACAAGGCAUGGUGCGUGCACCAUUUCGCCUGUUCCAUUUGCGACCAGAAAAUGAACCAGAAAACGAAAUUCUACGAGUGCGACCUGAAACCCGCGUGCAAGAAAUGCUACGAGAAGUUCCCCACUGAGUUCCGCAGACGUUUGCGGAGGCAGCACGAGGCUUCUCACAAGAAAGCUACCACUCCUGUCCCAUCUUAGACGAAUUUUGAUCAUGGGAUUCCAAGAUAAACGCUGAUAAGUCAUUUUUCAUCAAGGUAUAUGAUAUGGGUAUAUUGAAUCUAAACUGAUCAACAAAAUAAAACUCAUAGUCCAAAAUAUACGAUUUCAAAAUCAAAUUACUCACAGCCCAUAACUAAUUUUAAUUCAGUUUUCACAGUUGGCUAGCCCAAUCUUUCAGUUACUCGCCAGAGCAAUAUGAGACUGAAAAUAUUUUGACAUCAAGUUUUUUUUUCAUCAAUAAUUCUUGAACAAAAAUUAAUCAAGUUUAGGGACUUAUACCUCAAAAUAUUUAGUUUACCAAUAUUUUCUCCACAUAAUAUCAAUGUUUUGAAUGUUUUUUCUCAACUAAUCAAAACUUUUUUAAUUGCUAAAAAACCAAAACAGUUGAUAACCAAUAAUAUUUAUUGAAUUGAUAAUUUUUCAUAAUGUUUACACCAAUUCACAUUAAUUUAUCUAGUUUCCACAUGAAACAUUAUUUAUAUGAAAAGUUUGAGAAUUAUGACAGUAAUUGUUAUUAUAGUUUGUAUAUUUUUUUACUAAUAGACAUGCUUAUUUUAUCUAUCUACUCAAGAAUUUUUUUAUAGCAACACCUUGAAACAUAAUAAUAUGUACUAUUUUUUUUUCAAAUUGUCCAGGGAGUUAGAUUGAAAGACAUCAUUAAUUAUUUUUUCCAUCAUGAUUACUUCUAUUUUCACUCAAUAUUCAGUAUAUAUUGAAGUUUGAACAAAAAAUCCAAUAUCUACCUUCCCUUCCUAUUCACUGCUGUCCCCAGGUUCUAUUAACAUAAUAAGGAUUUCCUGUAGUCCGAUUC